Mesorhabditis spiculigera is the source of this 295-nucleotide messenger RNA. NCBI's taxonomy places the organism in Eukaryota, Metazoa, Nematoda, Chromadorea, Rhabditida, Rhabditidae. The record is from the annotation of a GenBank genome assembly.
AUGGAGGGCUACUUUGCAUACGGGACGCUGGCCGAUAAUCCGAAAUACAGUUGUGUCAACGCGACGCUGAGCCAGGCGGAAAUGGCGGCCCGUAAUGAGAAGAGCCCCAUUUUGGGUGCACUUUACAUCGCCUAUGGGCUGCUCGUACAGACCUGCUACGCCCUGACCCUCUCCGUGAUCGCGACCCGAGAAUUCCGACAGAUCUCGUGCUACAAAUUUAUGCUGUCUUUGGGAAUCAUGGACACGCUUUGCAUCGUAUUAAGCUGUGACCUCGCUGGUUACCUCUAUAUGAUUG